Nakaseomyces glabratus is the source of this 2133-nucleotide messenger RNA. RefSeq names its product DNA-binding SCF ubiquitin ligase subunit DIA2 (gene DIA2). Lineage: Eukaryota; Fungi; Ascomycota; Saccharomycetes; Saccharomycetales; Saccharomycetaceae. The record is from RefSeq and is a predicted model, not a curated record. Gene Ontology annotation, molecular function: Hsp90 protein binding.
AUGCCUGAUGAAGAGAUUCUAAACAAAGCCAUCGAGCUUGGUACAACCUAUUUCAAAAGUGAAGAUUAUAGAAAAGCAAGAAGUUUAUUCGAAAAGGCCCUAAAACUAGUUGAUUCAUACUCAAAAGACGAGAUAAAGAAGCUCCGAGGAGAAAUUUAUCAUGUUGAUGAACUUCCAGAUGAGCUGUAUAAGAGAGUCAAAUGUGAAAGGAUUAUAACACAUCCUAAGCAUGUAAAAAUACUGGAUAACUUAUCGGCAUGUUGGGAAAAACAAAAUAUACUGGAUAACGCGUUGAAGUUGUCCCAUAAAAUGGUUAAGCUUGAGCCAUUCAACAUAAAAACGUAUAUUAGAAAAGGCCGAAUAUUAAUGAAGUUGACUAAAUAUAGAGAUGCCUAUCAUAAUUUCAAAGAAGGUCUCACCAGAAUACAAUAUGCAUCACAAAAGUAUGAACUUAUACCAAGUAGAAAACUAAUGAAAUAUUGUGAACAACAAAAGAAUAUUGUUAGGGAUAUGUUCCUAAAUAAAAGUAAAUCGUUAGACUUGGCAGGGACGAACGAAAAGAAACGUAAGCUGAUAGACCCCAUACUGGAACAAGUACAGUUGAAAAAACAGAAAGAGUCUGACGCUGAAGAGUACUUUAAUAUAAAAGAGAUUGAUUUCAUUGAGAAGCUGCCUAUUGAACUUACCCUGAAGAUUCUCAGGAAAAUUCGGCCAAGACAGUUGGCAGAAUUAAUGCUCGUGUGUCGAAAAUGGAGAGAAGUAAUAUUACAAGCGCCAGCAUUAUUUGAUGAGUUCUUAUUUCAAAAUAUUACAUUACGCCAAAUGAUUAAGUUUAAUGCUUUUAUUAUGAAGUUGAGCAAGAUUAAUUUUUAUAUUAGUGGAUCUAAUAUUUUGCAUUUUAAAACUCUCAAAAUUUCACCAAAAUCACCCUCGGAGGAGUUUAAAAUCACCAAAAUAUUAUUAGAGAGUUCUUCAGAGAUAAUUAGAUGCAACAGACUAAUCAUGGCAAUACCUAAUACAACAACUUCACAUAUUGCAAAAAUGAUACCCAAAAGUAACGAGUUCACGAAAUCUAUUAGGGAGCUCUCAUUAAUGUGUACACUCAGGGCGGAUAAAAAUUAUGAACUAGAUAUUUUAGAAAGCUUUGAAUACCUUACAAGGCUUGAGAUUAUGUUUCAUAAUUCUUUGGUACCUCUGAGCAGUUCCAAUGAAGAAGUAACUGGUGUUGGCACCCAAAAUGCUCAUUGGACUAGAACCCUCAAAUACUUUAGUGUAAUUUGUGAUACAAGAAAAGUGCCAACAUUUCCAUUUAAAAAUAUAUUACAAAAUAAGAACUUUCCAUCUUUAAAAAAGCUUUGUAUUAGCGGAGUUACAAUGUCUUUGCAAGCUGAUCAAUUCGAUUGGCUCACAAACACUCCUGCAUUAAAUGAACUUUGGCUAGAGAAUAAUAACAACGCGAAGCUAUCUCAUUUUUUUAGUACUAUUAGAGAUAUUCACAUUUGGGAUGACUUGAAGAGGCUCACAUUUCGUGAAAAUAGAAAUUAUGACAAGGUAUCUCUAGAGGCAAAUAAUAGAAGCUAUUGCUACCUGUCUAAUCUGAGAUCUUUGGAGACACUUGAUUUAAUGGGUGGAUCGAUAACUGGUCUUGGAUUAACAAGACUUUUCAGUUAUUUUAUGGAUUGUAAAAUCACCAAACUAAAUUUGGGUGAUUGCAUGAAUAUUCAAUUUACACUACUACCGCCAUCGCAUGCAAUGGAAACAGCAUUACAACCAUCUUUUUUACUUUCAUCAUUACCAAACCUAAACAAUUUACAGCUGCCUAAAAUGGCAACUUUGGAUGAUGAUGCAAUAACUCUUUUCUCAAAAUUUGCUCAUCUUAUGUCUUCAAUGGAUAUACUUGAUAUAUCUUUCAAUCCAUCGGUCACCGGAGUCUCUGUCUAUUCAUUUCUAAAAAACCUAAACACUUAUAGAGAAAAAGCACUAGGUUUGCUUAAUAUUGAUAACUGUAACAAUAUUUCACAUAUAACUGUUGGAACUAUAUUGGCUCAAGGGUUUGUCAACAAAGUUAGUUGUGUCUAUGAGAGAGAACAUUGGCACAACUUUGGAAGUAAUUCUUUCAGAUAUAUGGGCUGA